CGGCGCAUUUGUUUUGGAGUUUCUAUUAACCAACUUGCCUGAAUUAUCGUUUCGUUGCUGUCUGGCUUCCAUGCGCUAAAUGAAUUAUUUGUGAGCACUUUUCAAGCAUUCCACAGUUGUCAGUUGCCGGAAUUCUUCGAUUACGUUAGAAAUGCCUCAAGAUGCAUCAGGCAAGCCGCAGAAGACCAAGGGAUUGAGGAAUUUUGCUCGUGUUCUGAGCGAUAAAGAAUCCGAUUUACCUUCACCAUUCUCAAGAACAGACGAUGGAGAGCAGUUACUUCCUUCAGCCUUCAGGGGACGACUGUACGAGCUGUUUGGACAGAUCGAGAAGGAGUUCGAGUCUCUCUACGCGGAGAACCUUUCAUUGAAAGAAAAGAUCGAGGCCCUGAGCGAACAGCUGGAACGUGAGGCAGCGUUGCCCAUUGCAGAGCGACCCUUCACGCACGAGAUUGCCGAGUAUGGAGACCAGGCGUCCGACAAGGUGGCGCAGGUACCAAAGGCCACAGUCAAGCACAAGCGGGAAUCCAUCACCGCCAGCCAACUGUCUCAAAAGAUAAAGAGCACGUACAAGCUGAAAGCUUCUACGAGCCGCAUCGUGUCCAGUUUCAAGACAUCUAACUUGGGCUGUCAACUGGCCGUUAGUUACUUCGGGCACCGUGACGGAGUCUGGGAGGUCAGCACCUCUCGGUCAGGACUACCCAUUAUUGCCACUGCUUCUGCAGAUCACACAGCUAGGCUAUGGGAUAUCCAGACUGGACAGUGCGUACUGCAGUACGCCGGUCACUCGGGGUCUGUCAACUCUGUGAGGUUCCAUCCAACACAGGACCUGCUUGUCACGGCUUCAGGCGAUCAAACUGCGCACGUGUGGAGGGCAGCUACCUCAGCAUCAUCUGCUCUGGAGCUUGUCAAAUGCCACUCAUCUGAGGAUGAAGUUGACCUGUCAGAGAAGGAAGAUGAUAUAGAUUCUUCAAGCAACGUGAUUGUGAUGAAGAGCCCUCUGACUGAGCUCUCUGGUCACAGCAGCGUAGUGAUAGCAUCAGACUGGUUGGCUGGUGGAGACCAAGUUAUCACAGCUUCGUGGGAUAGGACAGCAAAUGUCUAUGAUGUACAUACUGGAGAGCUUGUUAUUCAGUUAGUAGGGCAUGACCAGGAACUUACCCACACCAGUGCACACCCAAUGCAACGGCUGGUAGUAACGUCAUCUAAAGACACUACCUUCCGUCUGUGGGACUUCCGAGAAGCUAUCCACUCUGUCAGUGUUUUCCAGGGUCAUACAGAGUCUGUUACAUCAGCAACAUUCACAUCAGGAGAUAAGGUUGUCUCAGGUAGCGAUGAUCGUACGGUUAAAGUCUGGGACCUGAAAAACAUGCGUUCUCCAUUGACGACAAUAAGACUAGACUCACCUGUAAACAGAUUGGCAGUUUCCAAUCAGCACAUCAUAGCCAUUCCGCAUGAUAAUAGACAAGUGAGGUUGUAUGACCUUUCUGGAGUCCGGCUUGCACGGCUACCUAGGAAUAACAGACAGGGUCACCGUCGUAUGGUGUGUGCGGCAGCUUGGCUAGACUCUGACCAACCUAACCUGAAAGCCAACCUGUUCACCUGCGGCUUUGACCGCACUGCUCUUGGCUGGAAUAUCAGCUCUCCCUUGAAGGAAGAUUUCAAGGCUGGUCUCUUGAAGGCCAAUUAAGUGUAUCUCAGUGUAUCCUAAGUUUGAGUGGUGAGGAGAAGCUCGGGUGUUAAAGUUGUAGGACAUAUAUGCCGGCGUGUCAUAAGAUUUGGAGCAGCAACGUGUGUUAGGUAGUUCAUCUAAACCACUAUAUAAUAGAAACGAACAAUGGAUAGCUUACAAACACUAGCACUCUGCUACCUGUGCUGCAAUUGGUACAUUUUCCACUGUUUAAUCAUGUACCCUGUGCAGUAAGUUUGGCUACAUGUGACGAGAACGGAUAUGGGGUCAGCUGAUAGGUACGGUGCUGGACAAAAGUUUACGGAACACGCUCCGGCGCAUUCCUUCCCAAAAGUGACACGCUACCAGCGAAUGGGACCAUGUUGACCUACAGACAUGUAUCUAGGUAACCCAGUAACCUGUUUGCAAAUCUGUAUGGUACCGUUCACUGCUGGUGUGUCACUCUGAGGAAGGAGUGCGCCGGAGCUUGUUCCGUAAACUUUUCUCCAGCACUGUACAUAAGGAACACAAUACAUUAGACUGAAUAUAGAAUGUGAAAUGCAUGACUUACAUGCACAUUGUGUACAGCUUGAAAUACGGCAAUAAUCGAGGCUGGGUCCUAAGAUUGGCAGUGCCACUAAGGAGAUGAGAUUUAACAAACAGCUGUUCACUAGCCUUUUACAUAGGUAAUGACUGCUGGUGAUUGGAAACUUUUAAUGGUGCAAUUCAUGCAGCAUGCUGAACAUGCAUUGUUCCUAAGAGGCUUAGAAGGAUGUGUAAGUACUCACCAACAAAUAUCCACCUAGAAGUUGCUUUGCAGCCCAAUGUUAGAUACCUCAUAGCAAACUGUCGAGUUGCUAUGUGAUGUACAUAUAUAACCCUAUAUGCUACCACUUCACGUACAGGCAGAGCAUGCCAUUGUGUGGUCUAGUCUUGUAAAUAGACAGAAUAUUUUAUCUUAAAUCUGUAAGCCACCAGCCAUCUAAAAAUACAAGUGAAGUAUGCUAUGCACAAGUUACAAUCUUUGCACCUGUUAGUCCAUUGUGGUGCUCCCACUGAUCUGUUUCUGUCCGACAUUAAAAACGGUUACCAACAACAUCA
Molecule: messenger RNA, 2767 nt
Organism: Ornithodoros turicata
Lineage: Eukaryota; Metazoa; Arthropoda; Arachnida; Ixodida; Argasidae
Gene: Wdr37
Product: WD repeat-containing protein 37-like
Exons: 12
Coding region: 152-1687 (511 amino acids)
Molecular function (GO): protein binding
Source: RefSeq, a predicted model, not a curated record